AUGCAGAGCCCAAAUCUCGAUUUUUAUGAAGACAAUUAUUUGGAGCUUGACUACCGAACCCCAUCGCUCCCCGUAUUCGACAGCCCAAGCCGAAGCCUUGCUGGGCAUAGUCAAGCCCUGGGAGGCAAGCGAAAACUGCCGUUGCUUCAGCUAAGCGGCUGGGACUCUGACUUUGAAGAUGACGAGACUGACCCGACUUGUAUUCACUAUGACAUUGAAUGGAAGUUACAGCUAAAGAAAGGACGACUGUCCAAGCUUGCAGAGAUCACUGAAGAAGACUUAACUCUAGCCCCUAGUGCAUACUGGGAUCGAUUCCUUAGCGCUGAACUCGCCAAGAUGGUUGCAUCCAAAGUGCCUAGCCCGGAACAUGAGCCGGUCGAGACCAUAGUCGUCGUAUCCGUCGAUAAGCGCAGCGAGCGAAAUCUGCGAAAGCAAUUCCCGGGUUUGGAUAUCCAGUGGAAGUCGAUCGAAGAUAAAAUACAAUCAUGGAGUCUCUUAUUCUGUGAAGGCCAUAAGUUGAGGUUGGAUAUAUCUUUCAUCUACAAGGCUACAGACCAAGUAACACAGCUUGCAAAUACCGGCGGGCGGCGGAGCCGUCGAGGGGCCACAGGCAGGCAAUUCGCUGCCCGAGACCGACUCCUCGCCGAGCAGGAAGAUACUUCUGGCAGUCGUCCGGUGUGGAACGAUGUUUACGAAGUCUUCCAUUGUACAGGUGUUCCGUGUGUCAACGCAGGCUUUUAUUGCUGGCGCGAUCCAGUCAGUAAGAAGCACUUUAAGCUCGACUCGAGCCUUUUGAGUACGCUCGUCGAUUACGCCGAAGAAGGCGGGUUGCUGAGAAACCAUGACCAUGUGCCCGAAACAAUCCGUGAACGAAUCUUCAGACAGGACAAGGAGAAUCUAGAACGGAAGCAGCUGAAACGUAAGAGGGGCGAUGACUUGCCUCCAAUUAAUAUUAGUGUUUCUUGUCCAGGAUCACACGGCGAGGCUCAGCAGGACCGUCCGAUUGGGGCACAUGUCACAGCCGCAGGUAGUAGGGUAGGAUUCAGUGGGCGGGCCGCUGAUAUCGUCAUUCCCUUGCCGAUCGAUGGAGCAGGAACUGCCUACUGUGAGUGGCUGUGUGGACGAGUGGAGAGCGACUACUGGGAAGCGGGCUUCCGGCAAGCGCAUCGAAUCACGAUGGAGGCAUGUUUUGACUUGAAGUAUGUCUACCAGGUCCAAGACAUUGCAUUUUUCACAGACAAAGGCGUAGCCUUGGGCAUCGCUCUCUCUUACAUUGGCGAUAUCCCUGUGUGGGCAGACACAUUGAAAUGA
Messenger RNA from Fusarium coffeatum, 1311 nucleotides. RefSeq lists its product as uncharacterized. The coding region runs from base 1 to 1311 and encodes 436 amino acids. The transcript has a single exon. Lineage: Eukaryota; Fungi; Ascomycota; Sordariomycetes; Hypocreales; Nectriaceae. The record is from RefSeq and is a predicted model, not a curated record.